AUGAUGGAGUUGGAGAAUGGCACAGUGAAAACUGAGUUCUUUCUCCUGGGAUUCAGUGACCAUCCAGAACUUCAGAGUCUUCUUUUUGCUGUGUUUCUUUCUAUCUACUCUGUUACCCUGAUGGGGAACCUCGGGAUGAUUUUACUAAUCACAGUCAGUUCCCACUUGCACACCCCUAUGUACUUUUUCCUCUGCAUGUUGUCAUUCGUAGAUGCAUGCUACUCUUCUGUCAUUGCCCCGAAAUUACUUGUAAAUUUGGUUUCUGAUGAGAAAGCCAUUUCCUACAAUGGCUGUGCUGCACAGUUAUAUUUUUUUUGCUCUUUGGUUGACACAGAAUCUUUCCUCUUGGCUGCCAUGGCAUAUGACAGGUACAUAGCAAUUUGCAAUCCACUGCUUUAUACAGUUAUUAUGUCCAAGAGGGUUUGUUGCCAGCUUGCAAUUGGAGCAUAUUUGGGUGGCACGCUGAGCUCAAUUAUUCAUACCACUAACACUUUCCAGCUGUCUUUCUGCUCCAAAGAAAUUAACCAUUUCUUUUGUGAUAUCUCCCCACUCUUCUCUCUGUCCUGCACUGACACUUACGUGCAUGACAUUAUUCUGGUGGUCUUUGCUAGUUUGGUGGAAGCUAUCUGUCUUCUAGCAGUUCUCUCUUAUAUGUGCAUUGUAGCAGGUAUUCUUAAAACCAGUUCUGCAGAGGGAAGAAAAAAAGGGUUUUCCACUUGUGCUUCCCACCUCAUCGUGGUCACCAUUUAUCAUGGUACCCUCAUCUUCAUUUAUCUGCGCCCCAGCACAGAUCAUUCACUGGAUACUGAUAAGGUGACCUCUGUGUUCUAUACAUUGAUUAUACCUAUGCUGAACCCCCUAAUUUACAGCCUAAGGAACAAAGAUGUCAAAAAUGCCUUUAGAAAAAUUAUUAGCAGAAAAUUGCUUGCUUAG
Galeopterus variegatus (Sunda flying lemur) is the source of this 933-nucleotide messenger RNA. Its product is annotated as olfactory receptor 5I1-like. The transcript has a single exon. Gene Ontology annotation, biological process: G protein-coupled receptor signaling pathway; sensory perception of smell. Gene Ontology annotation, molecular function: olfactory receptor activity; odorant binding; G protein-coupled receptor activity. Gene Ontology annotation, cellular component: membrane. Lineage: Eukaryota; Metazoa; Chordata; Mammalia; Dermoptera; Cynocephalidae. Bases 1 to 933 code for a protein of 310 amino acids. The record is from RefSeq and is a predicted model, not a curated record.